CGCGGACGCCGCCCCGUGGUUCCGGUGUCUGGGACGCGCGCCCGCGGCGACAUGGCGCUGCUGUGCUACAACCGCGGCUGCGGCCAGCGCUUCGACCCCGACGCCAACGCGGACGAUGCGUGCACGUACCACCCGGGCGUCCCCGUGUUCCACGACGCGCUCAAGGGUUGGUCUUGCUGUAAGAGAAGAACGACUGAUUUUUCUGAUUUUUUAAGCAUUGCAGGCUGCACCAAAGGCCGGCAUAAUAGCGAGAAGCCGCCUGAGCCAGUCAAACCUGAGGUCAAGACGACUGAGAAGAAAGAACUUUCUGAAUUGAAACCCAAAUUUCAGGAGCACAUCAUUCAGGCCCCCAAACCAGUAGAAGCAAUAAAAAGGCCAAGCCCGGAUGAACCAAUGACAACUUUGGAAUUAAAAAUAUCUGCCUCCCUAAAACAAGCACUUGAUAAACUUAAACUGUCAGCAGGGAAUGAAGAAGAUAAGAAGGAGGAAGACAGUGAUGAAAUUAAGAUUGGGACCUCGUGUAAAAAUGGAGGGUGUUCAAAGACAUACCAGGGCCCGCAGAGUCUAGAGGAAGUCUGUGUGUAUCACUCUGGAGUGCCUAUUUUCCAUGAAGGGAUGAAAUACUGGAGCUGUUGUAGAAGAAAAACAUCUGACUUUAAUACAUUCCUAGCCCAAGAAGGCUGCACCAAAGGGACACACACGUGGACUAAGAAGGAUGCCGGGAAAAAAGUUGUUCCCUGCAGGCAUGACUGGCAUCAGACUGGGGGUGAAGUCACCAUCUCAGUGUAUGCUAAAAAUUCACUUCCAGAACUCAGUCAAGUUGAAGCAAAUAGUACAUUGUUAAAUGUACACAUUGUAUUUGAAGGAGAAAAGGAAUUUCAUCAAAAUGUGAAAUUAUGGGGUGUGAUUGACGUCAAGCGGAGUUACGUGACGAUGACCGCAACAAAGAUUGAGAUUACAAUGAGAAAAGCUGAGCCUAUGCAGUGGGCAAACCUUGAGCUUCCUGCAGCCAGAAAGCAGGAGCAGCACAAAGAUGACAAAACAGAAUGAGCUGACGGGAUGAUGUUCCUGCCUGUUUCAGAACCCUUAGUGUGUGGUGACGUGGUGGCUGCUGCUGUACCUUUUUUUGUUCUUGAUGAUGUUGAAUCUGGCAUUUCAGGGUCAAUAAUUGGUUCUUAAAAACCAAAGUCAGUUUCUCUUUUGUGCCUCCCAUCUUCAUUUUGAGUUGCUGCCUUGCUUGUUCAUUUCUUCGCAUCAGUAGAACUAUACGAGUCCUGUACUUGAAGCUGGGUAAGCGCCAUCGACAGUUAACAGUAUUUCUUAGUGUAAUACGAUGUUAAGCAGAGAAAUGUAAAGCAACAUUUGUUGCACUUACAUACCUUUCAAUUAGCCUAUUAUUAAUAAAACAGGUGAACUGUCAAAUUUUUAAUUAAUGUUUCCAUGAGUCUGCGUUCCUGUUGACACGUGAACCUCUAGGCCUGACUCACAGGGCUGUGCCCAUGCGCCUGGCAGGUCUCCGCAGCGACCCGCUGGAGCUCCUCUGCUGAAGAGUUACCCUGUGCUGCCUGUUGACAGGAUGAGUUUAGGGCAUAGGAAACACAGGUGAGAGCUCUGAGGUAUCAGCUUGGCAACAUUCAGCACUCUACAGACAGAGCAAUAACUUCAACCCUCUUUGUCCUGACUGCAGUGUCUGAAUGAUGUCAUGUCUAAAUCGUACCUGAUUUUAUAGCCCGCGGCCUCCUCAAACCUGUAGUUAUAUAAAGAGAAAUUGUGUACAUUUGUGUAUAAACCCUGGUGGAUAACUGUAUCUGUAAACUUGAAAGACUUAACGGAAAUAAAUUAGGGCAUCAGAACUAAAUAUUUAAAUUUUGUGACAGUUGUCACACAUUAAAUAAAAUCGCUUAUUUCUUUUGUAGGUUUUUUUUUGUGUUUUUUUUUUUUUGAGAUUUUCAUGAAACAGCUUGGCAAUCCUAGGUGACACAGUAUUGAUUAUUGCACUUUAUCAAGUAGCGGUUACACAGAAUUAGUCUUAAUGCUGAUUGAGCCGCCCACUGAAAGAUAGGUUCAUUUUGAGGCACUGCAGAGUUAAUGAAGAAAAUUAAAAUUAAUUUUAUGAAUCGAAAACUCUGGCAGAGCAUAAUAAUUACCAUUCUAAAGAGUAAAAUUCCUAGUUCCGAAGCCCUUUGCAUAUUUUUCUUUUCUUGGAAUUUUUACAAAGAAAAAUUUGUGCAAAUAACAGUGUCUGAGCUGCAGUGUCAGCCCACCGCUGUGACAGUGGCCACUGUUAGAUGCAGUGAUGUGAGGAUUUAAUGGCCUGGCCUGCAAAGAAGUAAACAUGUGGCAGUUUGAUUUUCAUCACCUUAAAAGCUGUGACAGGAAAUUUUUGGCAGUAAAGGUUGGACCCGAGGAGAAGGUGUCAGUUUGCAGCAUGCCACCUUUUGCGGUUCUUUUGUUAUUUGGGCACCUCGGUUCAUUUGAAAACAUGAAAUCUUGCUGUUUGGGGGAUGGUUGGUACUUUAUUUGAUUUGAAGUAAUUGUUAAACCUUUUUUUAAUGUUUUCUUCUUGAGGCUUUUUUCCCCAGACAUAGGAAUUUGUGAUUUUUAAUAUUUAAAGCUAGUGGGUUAAAUAGCACUUUCCAGUACUCUCCAUAUUUGGAUUGGCUGCAUUAGUAGCGCUUUCCUUUUUUUACUCCAAAAUACCUCUGGAUUUGUUGGCCAGAUACAAAUCUAGGUGGCACUGACCUUAGAUUCACCUAUGAUUGAGUAGAAUGUUUCAUCAGUGUGUCAAAAUUUUUUAAAUGGUAAACUUUCCUUGUUUCUCUAGAAAUAAGCACUGUCUCAGCACUCAAGGUAAUGACUAUUAGCAAUGCAACCAGCCGGUUUAUCACAUUCUUGGUAGCUAAUGUGAGUGCCAAACUCAACGUGGGAAAUCUCAUGUAACAUAGAACCUUCACAGAACUAAGCAGUUAGCAACUUGGAUGAGACUGUUAACUACAGUGUUCAUUUUGAUCACCUAUUUCUAGGUGCAGCUGUAUUUAAGGACAGUUCUUAAGGCCUAGCCUUAUUUUUUUGUAAUAAGCAAGUAGUUUAUAAACAAUUUAUAAGUUGAAACCAACUUCCAUCGACAGAUGUUCAUAGGUCAAUGAUACAACAUCUUGAUGAACCAUAUACUGGCAAAGAAAUGUAAUGAUCUUAAACAUUUGAAAAUUUUUUAAGAUGACUUUGGAUUAUUGUUCUGCCACCCCUUGCUUUAAAAAAAAAAAGUCAUUCCCCAAUCUGAAAAUGCAUGUCAUGCAAUCACCCACAAUAAACAAAAUUUUAAAAGCUUUUAUGAGGUCUGGCGUCAAUUUUAGGACAUU
Talpa occidentalis (Iberian mole) is the source of this 3359-nucleotide messenger RNA. It is a transcript of the gene CHORDC1, whose product is annotated as cysteine and histidine rich domain containing 1. The record is from RefSeq and is a predicted model, not a curated record. Lineage: Eukaryota; Metazoa; Chordata; Mammalia; Eulipotyphla; Talpidae. Gene Ontology annotation, biological process: centrosome duplication. The transcript has 11 exons. Bases 52 to 1050 code for a protein of 332 amino acids. Gene Ontology annotation, molecular function: zinc ion binding.